CACACGGCGACAAACAAUUAUCUCUUUCCACAUAAGAGAUGUAUUCUCUUUUCAAUUACUUUUAAAUUACUUUCUCAUUUACUCCCACCGUUCUUCUGCCAUUUUCCACCUCAGUUUUACCAUUGGGUUGCUCUUAACCAUGCUAAACACUAUCUAAAUAAAAAAGUCACAAAACAAUCGCUAGCGUCUAGUUAAGGACAUUUAGCCCCAGCUAGCCACAACUUGCUCGACUGUUAAAAGGCAGCUACUACCACAUUCUCCCUCAGCGCUCGCCAUGUCCAGCCGUGGAUCUCGAGGAGGCCCGCCUCGCGGCGGUGGUGGAGGUGACCGGGGCAGAGGCCGUGGCCAGUCUCAAGAUCAUCCUUUCCGCGAUUCCAGUCGUGGCCGUGGGGGUGGGGGUGGAGACCGAGGCGAUCGUGGGGGAGGAAGAGGGGAAUUCCGAGGUGGUAGAGGUGAUCGUGGAGGCGGUAGAGGUGAUUUCAGGGGGGGCAGAGGUGACCGUGGAGGUGGUAGAGGUGAUUUCAGGGGAGGCCGGGGCGAUUUUAGAGGAGCCAGGGGCGACUUCAGAGGUGGUCGUGGCCGUGGAGGCGGUAGAACUCCAGCGAGAGUAUACGAAGCUGAAGGGGGCGCUCCUCCCGUUUCUCAAGCUGUUACAAACCUUGAAGAUAAGAUCGCAAACAACAUCAUUGAAGCGAAACAGAAACCUAGCGGUGGUACCAAGAAAGUUGCAGCCAGUAAGCAAAAGAGCGACAAACCCGAGCCUGGUGACAAAACUAUAGAGUUCCCUGAGCGUCCUGGAUACGGAACUGUGGGAGAGCAGAUUAAACUCUAUACAAACUACAUGGAGCUAGCCUGUAACUGGGGCAACCAGGCUCUAUAUAGAUACGAAGUCUCUGUUACUGAUGCAAGAGGUCAGGAGGAAAAGUCUAAAAAAAAGAAACAAAUUAUUCGAUUACUUCUUGAACAGCAUUUCGGUCCACAGAAACUCGACAUUGCCAGCGAUUUCAAAUCGACUUUGAUAUCCCGUGAAGCGCUUACGACUGUCGAGAAUGAAGAGCUGAAAGAGAUCGACAGUACAGGCACGUUGUUUCCUGUUCGCUACAAAGCAGAGGAGGAUGAUGAAUACCGAGACAACCCGCUUGUUUAUGCUGUGACCGUCAAAUACACGGGAUCUCUUUUUUUGAAAGAACUUGUUGAUUAUAUUGGUUCAUCCGUAGCAACAGAGUACUUGAAAGAGAAGGCUGAACUCAUCCAGGCCCUGAAUAUCAUUGUGGGACAUAAUCCGAAAUCACGUCUCGAUGUGGCCACUGUCGGUGGAAACAAGCAUUUCAGCCUUCUGCCAUCAUCAGAAGAGUUCUUCAAUCUUGGAGGUGGUCUCCAAGUUGUCCGAGGGUUCCUUACUAGCGUUCGAGCAGCGACGUCUAGACUGCUUAUAAAUGUCCAGGUUAAGAACAUCGCCUGUUACCAGGCUGGUGAGUUGUCGCGUGUGAUCGAAAGCACUCAUAUGAGUGGCCGUAACUUGGAACGCUUCCUCAAGACCAUCCGGAUUCAGCUCAACCAUCUUCAAAGCAGAAGCAGCUCCGGCAGAGCUUCAAAGCCUCGUGUAAAGAGUGUCAACGGCUUUGCUAUGCCGCAAGAUGGGCCUAAUCUGGAAAACCCCCCACGGGUAAAGGGCUACGCCGCUGGCCCGUACGAUGUCGAGUUCUGGCGCGAAGGGAAAGAACCGGCUAAGGCACCAAGCGGUGAUAGUAAGAGCAAGAAAGGGAAGAAAAAACCUACAGACGGACCACCAACUGCUGGGGCUUACAUCAGCGUAGCAAAGUACUUCAAAGAGGUAUACGGACUUGAUGUCGAUCGUAAAUGGCCCGUGAUCAACGUUGGAUCGCGCCAGAACCCUUCUUACGUACCAGUUGACGUCUGCGCAGUCACGGCAGGGCAGCCUGCGAACAAGAAACUGACGCCCGACCAAACAGCAAGUAUGAUCAAAUUCGCCGUCCGCUCGCCAGGAGAGAAUGCCGAAUCGAUUGUAAAACAAGGCACACAACUUCUGGGUUUUGGCCCUAGACCCAAUGAUACUCUCGCUAGAUUUGGGCUCCUGCCGAACUCCAGCCUCAUCACAGUUACGGGUCAUAUACUGAAAGCCCCGUCUAUUAGUUACAAGACGGCUAAAGGCGAUGGAUCUAACGUGAUACCCAAAGGCGCUAGUUGGAAUAUGAUAAACAUUAAAUUUCACAAUUCCAAAAGUCUGGGUCGCUGGAGCUACUUGGUGGUAGACGCUGCAGUAUGUCAGAGAUUUUGGAACUCCCCCAGUGCUUUGGCUCAGUCGAUAAGAGAUUUCACGAGCAAGCUAAAAGAGGUGGGCAUCACAAACGUCGAGAUGCCUACGGCUCCGCAAUCCUUGUAUUUCGAAGGGCAGCGGUUUGAUGAAACAACGCUCCGGGAAUGUCUUUCAUCUCUUGCUACAAAAAACCUAAACUUUCUUCUGGUGAUCUUACCUAGGCGCGACACAGAGAUAUACAACGCUAUUAAAUUCAACUGCGAUGUGCGAUUUGGAAUUCGCCAUGCUUGUGUUGUUGCGGAGAAGUUUGCCAAAGACAACAAUCACCAGUACAAUGCAAACGAGGCUUUGAAAAUCAACCUCAAACUGGGCGGUACUAACCAACUGCUCGGAAAUAAUCAGCUUGGUAUCAUUGACGAAGGAAACACCAUGCUCGUCGGUAUCGAUGUGACACACCCGUCCCCAGGCUCGGUCGACCGUGCUCCUAGUAUCGCGGCCAUGGUGGCUUCUGUUGACAAAUUCCUCGGCCAGUUCCCAGCUGAGCUCCGAGUCCAAAGGGGUAAACAAGAGAAGGUCGAUGCUCUAGACAGUCUCCUUGCCUCACGCCUAACUUUAUGGCGCAACAACAACGGCAAAUUGCCUAAUAACAUCAUCGUCUACCGCGACGGUGUCUCUGAGGGGCAAUACGAAAUGGUCGUGACGGAAGAACUCCCGCAGCUCCGAAAAGCCUGCGACAAGAUGUACACCACCGCACUCAAACCUCGCAUCUCCGUUGUCAUCGUCGGCAAACGCCACAACACGCGCUUCUACGUCACCAACCCAGAUCAGGCCGACGAAAAGUCCAAAAACCCUCCCAACGGCACCGUCGUCGACCGUGGCAUCACCGAAGCCCGCAACUUCGACUUCUUCCUCCAGUCACACAAGGCCCUACAAGGCACCGCCCGGCCUGCCCACUACUUCACCGUCUACGACGAAAUCUUCCACGCGCAGAACCCGAAAUACCCAUGCAGAAACACCGCUGAUGUCCUGCAUGACCUGACCCAUCGGCUCUGCUACACCUUUGGCCGCGCCACCAAGGCAGUCAGCAUCUGCCCGCCCGCGUACUACGCAGAUCUGGUCUGCGAGCGUGCUCGCUGCUAUCUCUCGGAUAUCUUCGAUGCCCCGACGCCUGCGGCUAGCGAAGCUCCGGGUCCAGCGUCCAGUGACGCGGGCUCGGCGCCGUUGCCUGGUGCGGAUAGGGUGGUUAUUCAUCCGAAUAUCAAAAAUACGAUGUUCUACAUCUAGCCACCUACCCUCUCCUAACCUCCUACCCAACCAAUGAUCUCCAUCGAAACUGAUGUGAUAAUUUGAUGACUAUUUUGGAUAACACCCAACAAUUACAAGACUUGGAAUACGUCAGACUAGAAUAGUCAACAUUUUGAUGAACUUAUGAUGAACUUAUAAUUAACGAAGUAACGCUUUAAUUCAGUUUCGGUUUUUACUUUACUUUUUUGGAUGUUAUUGUUAUGAUUAGGAUAGUUACCAGAAUGCCUAACGAAUGAUUUCGUUAUACCUCUUGCAUAUCUACCG
Molecule: messenger RNA, 3847 nt
Organism: Talaromyces proteolyticus
Lineage: Eukaryota; Fungi; Ascomycota; Eurotiomycetes; Eurotiales; Trichocomaceae
Product: ribonuclease H-like domain-containing protein
Exons: 5
Coding region: 275-3562 (1095 amino acids)
Molecular function (GO): RNA binding; protein binding
Source: RefSeq, a predicted model, not a curated record